Molecule: messenger RNA, 2863 nt
Organism: Ziziphus jujuba (common jujube)
Lineage: Eukaryota; Viridiplantae; Streptophyta; Magnoliopsida; Rosales; Rhamnaceae
Product: CASP-like protein 4C1
Exons: 3
Coding region: 505-1110 (201 amino acids)
Source: RefSeq, a predicted model, not a curated record
AAACAUGCUGAAGAAAGAAAUUGAAACCCAAAAUUACGUUUUUCUUUUAUAAAAACUACAAACACAAAGAAAACCCCCACGCGCACACUUUUUUUUUAAUUGCUAAAUCUCUCUCUUCUUUUUAUUCGUUGUAUUUCUCUUUCCUUUUCCCACCCUCCCCUUCAUUUCCUUUCCCUCUUUUCUCUGUCUGCUCUUAAAUUCCCUCUGUUUUCCCACACUUUCCCUCUCGUUUUCUCACUCACUCUCUCUCUCAUCUAAUCCAGUUAUCUCCAUGAAACUUUUCCCAUUUCACGUGACUCCACCUCCCACCUCUUAAUCUCCAAAAAAAAAAAAUAAAUAAAAAAAAAAAAAUUCUCGGAAAUUUUUCUAUAUUUCUCCUUCUGAUCCACACUAUUUCCCUCAUGAUUUCUCACUCUUUCUUCUACUUAUUCUUAUUAUUCUGCAACAAUCACCAUCACAGCAUCCAUAGCCAUAGCCAUAACCAUAACCAUAACCAAAAGCACCAUGCGAUCCCCACAAGCUCAGGCAGCUCGUAAUGGGGAAACCCCAUCACCCCACCACCACCAUCCCCAUAGAUUCCCAACCCCUCCUUUCCACUCCACCGUCUCCGUACAGAAGCUCAGGCGCUUCAACUCCUUAAUCUUCUUCUUUCGUCUUGCUUCUUUCUCUUUCUCUCUCGCUUCCUCCGUUUUCAUGCUCACUAACUCUCGCGGCUCUAAUUCUCCUCGCUGGUACGAUUUCGAUGCCUUCAGAUUCGUAUUCGCAGCGAAUGCGAUAGUGGCGGUGUACUCUCUGUUCGAAAUGGUAGCUUCGGUUUGGGAAAUAUCAAGAGGAGCUACUCUCUUUCCCGAAAUCUUACAGGUCUGGUUCGAUUUCGGCCACGACCAGGUGUUCGCGUACCUCCUUCUGUCUGCGGACUCGGCAGGAACGGCCCUAGCCAAAGCGCUGAAAAGGAUCGACACGUGCACGGCGUCUAACGGGUUCUGUGUUCAGGCCGACAUAGCUAUUGCCUUGGGAUUUGCCGGGUUUCUGUUCCUAGGGUUUUCGUCGCUGCUCUCGGGCUUCCGGGUCGUCUGUUUCAUUAUCAACGGCUCUCGUUUUCAUCUUUAGAGAGAGAUAGAGAUAUAGAGAGAGAGAGGAGAGUAUUUGGGUGCGACAGGGUCUUGCUUUUUCCACCGCGUAACCGUACCUGUGGCAUCGGUAUUCUUGGGUGGGAGUGAGACUGAUUGGAUAUGUGUGUGGCCAUGCUGAUGAUUUGUAGUAGUGUGUACAGGGGAGAGGUUUUUUUUUUUUUUUUUUUUUUUUACGUCAGCGUAUUCUUUUUUUUCUUUUUUUCAUUUUUUUUUUCUCUUUUCUGGGGCUAACUGCUAAAUUUGAUUUUUUGUUGUUAGAAUAAGAAUUUGGGUGCAAAUUUUGAUUGGCUUUCAGUCUGAUAUUUUACAAUCAAUAUGCAAAAACCUUUUCAUAGAUUUUUUUCUAUCUCUUGAACUUGAGGGAUUUUUAGUUCGGAGGGAUAAUUUUUAUUGAGUUUUGAUUCUAUAUAUAUCAAACUAAUAUCGAAUUAAACCUCAUAUGUUAAGAAAUUAUACAUAGACAUAAAACCGUUCAAAUGGUGAACAAAUAAAAUAAAAAGACAUCUUUAGAAGUGACCAUUUAGAAUUGAUUUUGAAAUUUGUUACAAGUGAUAAUACGAGACUCAUUGGUGAUACAAUAAUAAUUAAUUGGUUCUAUCGAAAUUCUUGUUUGACUUUUCAAAAAUUAAAAAUAAAUAUGAGAAAAUGAAUCAUAUUGAUAACCAAUUAAUUUAGCUCGUGAGCAUUUAAAUUCCAUGGUGGUGAUCACGGACACUGGUUAAUAUAGCAUUUGUCUUUCAAAUUGCUCUUAAUUCCCUAUGAAAUGCUGAACAACCCGACACAAACUCCACUACUACAGAAACCGAGCAUAAUCUUAUGCGGUAAUAGUCCAAAUAGUCCAAUAGAAAAUCCUUCUUAAUCGCAUCCAAAAAUAUCACAAAAAGACAUCCAAUAAGUAAAAUGCUUAAACAUUCACCCAAUAUAUAUAUAUAUAUAUAUAUGCAUUAACUGAGACAGUAAAAUCCAAAAGAAAGUCCUACUCAAUCGCAUCCAAAAAUACCACAAAAAGACAUCCAGUAAGUAAAAUAUUGAAAUUUCUCAAGCUUCUUCAACGAACAAAUCAUGUAUAGAACAAUCAUUUUUGCUUAAUGCAUAGAAAAUUUUGAUGAAAACUUAUUUGCAAAUCAAGAAAACAUUUGUCAUCUUACCAUUGAAUUUGAAAUUUUUUAUUUUUAUUUAGUUAUUUUUAUUUUUAUUUUUUUGCCUCCUCAAUUUUUACUGUAGGUUUAGUUGUACUUGUAGGAACAAAGUAUCAUUUAAAAUGAGCUCAAAACGGUAAAAAGGCUGAAAGGACAAACAUAUCAAGAUGAUAUUGAUAGUUGGUACGGAAAUUUACACACGGUAUUUAUGCUAACAAAAAAUUAUAAUUUAUACUCGGUAUUUAUGCUAACAGAAAUUUAUAGAUCUUAUCUAAUGUCUUUAUGCUAACAAAAAUUUAUAACUUAUACUCGGUAUUUAUGCUAACAGAAAUUUAUAGAUCUUAUCUAAUGUCUUUAUGCUAACAAAAAUUUAUAAUUUAUACUCGGUAUUUAUGCUAACAGAAAUUUAUAGAUCUUAUCUAAGUUCACAUGCACAUAAAAGUUUAUUAAAAAAAAAAAAAAAAAAAAGCAUCACAACUCCAGGUUUUUAGUUGCCUUCAUAUUUGGGGUCCGCCAUCACAAAAUGGUAAGCAAUCACCAGGACAAAUAUAAAAAUGCCAAGAAAAUUGGCAAAAAAGCCCAGAUCCUGAU